UUGUCUGUGGCAGGGGGAACCUGAACACCCACCCCAUAUUUACUUUCAACUGGGAAUGUGUGGUUAGUUUCCUGUGGAACACAGAGGCAGCCUGCCCUGUCCAGACGAUUACAGAUGCAGACCAGGCUUGCUCUAUCAGGGACCCCAACAGUGGAUUUGUGUUUAAUCUUAACCCACUCAACAGUUCUCAAGGAUAUGUGGUCUCAGGCAUUGGAAAGACCUUUGUGUUCAAUGUCUGUGGUGCAAUGCCCGCCUGUGGGACCGUUGGUGGAAAGCCAGCCUUUGGCUGUGAGGUAGGAACCCAGGUAGAAGACCUGAAGAACCUGAAGCCAGAAAGGCCAGUUGGAUUUGAGAAAAGCCUCCAGCUAUCCACUGAGGGCUUCCUGACUCUGACCUACAAAGGGUCGUCUCCCACAGACAAAGGCACUGCUUUCAUCAUCCGCUUCAUUUGCAAUGGCGACAUUUACCCGGGAACUGCUAAAUUUCUGCAUCAGGACAUCGACUCUGCGCGAGGGAUCCGGAGCACUUUCUUCGAAUUUGAAACUGCCUUGGCCUGCGUUCCUUCUCUAGUGGACUGCCAGGUCACCGACCCUGCUGGAAACGAGUAUGACCUGAGUGCCUUAAGCACAAUCAGGAAGCCGUGGACUGCUGUGGACACCUCCGUGGAUGGGAAGAAGCGAACUUUCUACUUGAGUGUCUGUAAUCCUCUCCCUUAUAUUCCUGGAUGCCUUGGCAGUGCUGUGGGGUCUUGCUUAGUGUCAGAAGACAACAGCUGGAACUUGGGUGUGGUGCAGAUCAGUCCUCAAGCUGCAGCCAACGGGUCCCUGAGUAUUCUAUAUGUCAACGGCGACAAGUGUGGAAACCAGCGCUACUCCACCAGGAUAACGUUUGAAUGUGCUCAGACGGCGGGAUCACCCACAUUCCAGCUCCUGGAUGAUUGUGAGUAUGUGUUUGUCUGGAGAACAGUGGAGGCCUGUCCUGUGGUCAGAGAGGAAGGUGAUAACUGUCAGGUGAAAGACCCAAGGCACGGCAACCUGUAUGACCUGAGGCCUCUGGCCCUCAACACCACCACUGUGAGUGCUGGCGAGUAUACCUACUACUUCCGGAUCUGUGGGAAGCUGUCUGCAGACGUCUGCUCCAGCCUCGACAGGUCCAAGGCGGUCUCAUCAUGCCAGGAAAAGCGGGGACCACAGGGAUUUCAGAAAGUGGCAGGUCUCCUUACUCAGAAGCUGACCUAUGAAAAUGGGCUGUUGAAAAUGAACUACACUGGGGGGGAUACAUGCCAUCAGGUGUACCAGCGCUCUACCACCAUCCUCUUCUACUGUGACCGGAGCACCAGAAGGUGAGCUCCAGUGUUUCUGAAGGAGACAUCAGAUUGCUCCUACUUGUUUGAAUGGCGGACGCAGUAUGCCUGCCCGCCUUUCAAUGUGACCGAGUGUUCCUUCAAGGACGGGGCUGGCAACUCCUUUGACCUCUCACCCUUGUCAAGGUACAGUGACAACUGGGAGGCUGUGACCAGGACAGGGGCCACCGAGCACUACCUCAUCAAUGUGUGCAAGUCACUGGCUCCACAGGCCAGUGGCACUGAGCCAUGUCCUCCGGAGGCGGCUGUGUGUCUGCUGGAUGGCUCCAAGCCCGUGAACCUUGGCAAAGUAAGGGAUGGUCCUCAGUGGAAAGAAGGUGUGACUGUCCUGAAGUAUGUGGACGGUGACUGGUGUCCAGAUAAGAUUCGGAAAAAGUCAACCACCAUCCGGUUCGCUUGCAGUGAGAGCCAAGUGAAUUCCCGGCCACUUGUCAGCGCUGUACAGGACUGUGAGUACACCUUCUCUUGGCCCACAGCUGCUGCCUGUCCUGUGAAGAGCAAUGUGCACGAUGACUGCCAAGUCAGCAACCCCAGCACAGGACACCUGUUUGACUUGAGUUCCUUAAGUGGCAGAGCUGGCUUCACAGCUGCUUAUAGCGAGAAGGGGCUUGUCUACAUGAGUAUCUGCGGGGAGAAUGAGAACUGCGCCCCGGGCGUGGGUGCCUGCUUUGGACAGACCAGGAUCAGUGUUGGCAAGGCCAGCAAGAGACUGAGCUACGUGGAUCAGGUCUUGCAGUUGGUAUACGAGGAUGGGUCCCCAUGUCCCUCCAAAUCUGGCUUGACCUACAAGAGUGUCAUCAGCUUUGUAUGCAGGCCUGAGGCCGGACCCACCAACAGGCCCAUGCUUAUCUCAUUGGACAAGCAGACAUGCACACUCUUCUUCUCCUGGCACACUCCUCUGGCAUGUGAGCAAGUGAUGGACUGUACCGUGCGGAACGGAAGCUCUAUUAUUGACUUGUCUCCUCUCAUCCAUCGCACCGGCGGUUAUGAAGCAUAUGAUGAAAGUGAGGAUGACUCCUCUGACACCAAUCCCGACUUCUACAUCAACAUCUGCCAGCCACUAAAUCCCAUGCACGGAGUGCCCUGUCCUGCCGGUGCCGCGGUGUGCAAAGUUCCUGUCAGUGGGCCCCCGAUAGACAUCGGCCGGGUCACAGGCCCUCCAAUAUUCAAUCCUGUGGCAAAUGAUAUCUACCUGAAUUUUGAGAGCAGUACUCCUUGCUUAGCAGAGAAGCAUUCCAACUACACCUCACUCAUCGUGUUUCACUGCAAGAGAGGUGUCAGCAUGGGGACUCCUAAGCUCAUAAGGACCAGUGAUUGCGACUUUGUGUUUGAGUGGGAGACUCCUAUUGUCUGUCCCGAUGAAGUGAAGAUGGAGGGCUGUGCCCUGACAGACGAGCAACUGCUCUACAGCUUCAACCUGUCCAGCCUCUCCAAGAGUACAGUCAAGGUGACUCGGGACUCACGCACAUACAGCGUUGGGGUGUGCACUGCGGCAGCUGGCCCAGACCAAGGAGGCUGUAAGGAUGGUGGCGUCUGUUUGCUCUCUGGGAACAAGGGGGCGUCCUUUGGACGAUUGGCAUCCAUGCAACUGGAUUACAGGCACCAGGACGAAGCGGUCAUUCUGAGUUAUGUGAAUGGUGAUACUUGCCCUCCAGAAACUGACCACGGUGACCCCUGUGUCUUCCCCUUCGUAUUCAAUGGGAAGAGCUAUGAGGAGUGUGUUCUGGAGGGACGGGCAAAGCUUUGGUGUAGUACUACUGCAAACUAUGACAGAGACCGCGAGUGGGGCUUCUGCAGACCGACCAACAGCCACCGAAUGUCUGCUAUCAUAUUUAAGUGUGAUGAAGAUGAGGACAUUGGGAGGCCACAGGUGUUGAGUGAAGUUCGUGGAUGUGAGGUGACAUUUGAGUGGAAAACCAAAGUUGUCUGCCCUCCAAAGAAGAUGGAGUGCAAAUUCAUUCAGAAGCAUAAAACCUAUGACUUGAGACUACUGUCCUCCCUCACUGGAUCCUGGUACUUCGUCCAUGAAGGAGCCUCGUACUUCAUCAAUCUGUGCCAGAGAGUAUACAAAGGACCCCUGGGCUGCUCUGACAGAGCCAGCAUUUGCAGAAAGACCGCGUCUGGCCAAGUCCAGGUCUUGGGACUCGUGCACACACAGAAGCUUGGUGUCCUGGAUAACAAAGUUACUGUCACCUACUCAAAGGGCUACGUCUGUGGUGAUAAUAAGACUGCAUCCUCUGUGAUAGAGCUGAGCUGUGCAAAGACUGUGGGCAGGCCUGUGUUCAGUAGGUUUGAUAUCGACAGCUGCACCUACUACUUCCGCUGGGACUCGCGUGCAGCCUGCGCAGUGAGGCCUCAGGAGGUGCACAUGGUGAAUGGGACCCUCACCAACCCUGUGAACGGCAAGAGCUUCAGCCUUGGGGACAUCUAUUUUAAGCUGUUCAGUGCCUCUGGUGACAUGAGGACCAACGGGGACAACUACCUGUAUGAAAUCCAGCUCUCCUCCAUCACCAGCUCCACGAACCCCGCAUGCUCUGGAGCCAACAUCUGCCAGGUGAAGCCCAAUGACCAGCACUUCAGCAGGAAAGUGGGCACCUCUGACAGGACCAAGUACUACAUCCAAGAUGGCGAUCUGGACAUCGUGUUUGCCUCUUCCUCAAAGUGCGGGAAAGAUAAGACCAAGUCUGUCUCUUCCACCAUCUUCUUCCACUGUGACCCUCUGGUGAAGGAUGGGAUUCCCGAGUUCAGUCAUGAGACUGCUGACUGCCAGUACCUCUUCUCCUGGUACACAGCUGCUGUGUGUCCUCUUGGGGUGGGCUUUGACAGUGAGAAUACUGGACUGGAUGGGCAGGGACACAAGGGGCUCUCAGAGCGGAGUCAGGCCGUUGGGGCCAUCCUCAGCCUGCUCCUGGUGGCACUGACUGGCUGCCUACUGGCUCUGCUGCUUCACAAGAAGGAAAGGAGGGAAACUGUGAUAAAUAAGCUGACAAAUUGCUGUCGGAGAAGCUCGAGUGUGUCCUACAAAUACUCAAAGGUGAACAAGGAAGAAGAGACAGAUGAGAAUGAAACAGAGUGGCUGAUGGAAGAGAUCCAGUCACCAACUCCAAGACUGGGGAAAGAAGGGCAGGAAAAUGGCCACAUUACCACCAAGUCUGUGAAAGCAGAGGCCCUCACGUCCCUGCAUGGGGAUGACCAGGAUAGUGAGGAUGAGGUCCUGACCAUCCCAGAAGUGAAAGUUCACUCAGGCAGAGGAGCUGGGGCAGAAAGCUCACACCCCAUGAGAAACCCACCACGGAGGGAGAGGGAGGACGACCAGGUGGGGCUGGUCCAAGGGCAAAAAGCCAGGAAAGGGAAGCCCAGGCCUGGACAGAAGUCAGUGACCUCUUCCAAGCUGGUGUCCUUCCACGAUGACAGUGACGAGGACCUUUUACACAUUUAACUCCGUGGUGCCUACAGGAGAACGUGGAGCCAUGGGACAGCCAAGCACCUCCAACCAAAUAAGACUUCAACUCGAUGCUUCUAUAAUUUUGCCUUUAACAAAAACUUCAAAAGGGAAGAGUUUUUGUGAGGGGGGAGAGGGUGAAGGAGGUCAGGCACUGCUCCUUCAGGAUCGUUUACAGUUAUUGGAACAAGGCAUUGCUUGAAUUGGCCAAAGGGCAGUUCCUCGUGCUGAGGGUUUUGCCCCAAGUCCUCCUUUCCAAGCAUAGCUGCUGUGGCUUCUUCUAACAGGUGCCCAGGCCAGAUGCAUCUCAGAACAGAGGGCUGUGUUUGAAAAAAACCCUUGCUGCUUUAGACCCUAUAGGGGUUUGACCAUUUAUAUUUUAGCAUUUUAAUUCUCUCCCCCUAUUUAUUGACUUUGACAAUUACUCAGGUUUGCAGAAAAGAAAAGAAUAAAAAAAAAAGCCACAGUUUCUUCCUGCCUGCAGGGGCAUAGAGCACGGGUCUGCAUUGGAGCAGGGGAAGCCGUGCUGGGGUGGUUCCUUGUGGGAUCUGGACUGGUCGCUAAUGUGUCCCCUAAGUUGGCAUACUCCAUCUGCCUCCUCUCUCGCUUUCUGUUUCUAAAGGGUAGAGGUGUGCACAGGGUCCCCAGGGGCCUCGCUUGGGAGGGUUCGUCUGCUCUCUGCCUGUGUCAGUAAUGUCUGCAGCUCUUUGUAUGACUUCUUCAGGCUAAGGGAUACAGAGAACACUUGUCAGUAUUGCUUUCACCAGCUGGUGCAUCCAAGCAGCCCACGCAGAGAUGGGGUUUCUCUGCGCACGUGAGUGGCGUCAGGGUGUUAAGUGCGUGCACUAUAGUCUCAUCUCUUCAGGUUCUCAUGAUACCACCUGUACUGUGCUUAUUUUUUUAAGAAAAAAAGUGUUUAUCAACCAUUCGAUCUCUAAGAAGCCUUAAUUUGCACAGUGCGUGACUUACGGAAAUCGUAGUAACUGUGGUGGGCCAGGAUCACUGGCGCUGUGUGUGGAUCCAUGGUUGGAGUGAGGCUCUCGGGUCGCGGGAUGGAAGGGCAGGCCCAGUGUUCCUCCGCUGGCUGUUGACUCCUUUCUUCAGCGAUGACUUCUCGCAUUGUAGAAUUGUAUAUAGGCUCAGUGGUACCCAUGUACUGAAAAGCAACCACUCUGCAGAGUUCCUUGGUUUCUGCCUCAUUUGGCUGGCUUAUUUGAUUUCAACAUGAGUGUAUUUUUUAAAAUUGAUUUUUCUCUUCUUUUUUUUUU
Molecule: messenger RNA, 6073 nt
Organism: Castor canadensis (American beaver)
Lineage: Eukaryota; Metazoa; Chordata; Mammalia; Rodentia; Castoridae
Source: RefSeq, a predicted model, not a curated record